AUGGCAGAGGAAGAAGAGACGAGGAGGCUGAAGGCGCUGCCGGGGGCGGUGGGGCUGGGAAGCUUCAACGCCAUGCGAGCAGCGCAGGGCAAGGAUGCUUUGAGUGCCGCAGGUGGAAGGCAGCAGGGAGCUGACAACCUGUUCCAUCCCUUCACCUAUGAAGGCGCAGCAGCAGAGGAAGCUGACAACCUGUUCCAUCCCCUCACCUAUGAGGGCGCAGCGGACCUUGACUCCCUCAGCAGCUUGGUGGUGAGGAGAGGCUUCGAGACUCAGAUCAACGAGUUUGGUCAAACGCCAAGGCAGCUGUUCGUCCAUCCCCACCCGCAGCGCUCCCCACGCCCCACACCCAGC
Closterium sp. Yama58-4 is the source of this 351-nucleotide messenger RNA. The record is from the annotation of a GenBank genome assembly. NCBI's taxonomy places the organism in Eukaryota, Viridiplantae, Streptophyta, Zygnematophyceae, Desmidiales, Closteriaceae.